Molecule: messenger RNA, 1347 nt
Organism: Salvia miltiorrhiza (redroot sage)
Lineage: Eukaryota; Viridiplantae; Streptophyta; Magnoliopsida; Lamiales; Lamiaceae
Product: tubulin-folding cofactor C-like
Exons: 1
Coding region: 117-1166 (349 amino acids)
Biological process (GO): tubulin complex assembly; post-chaperonin tubulin folding pathway
Cellular component (GO): cytoplasm
Molecular function (GO): tubulin binding
Source: RefSeq, a predicted model, not a curated record
GAGAGAGAGAGAGAAUAAUUGGCACAUUAAUUUGAGUUCAAUUCUUGGAAAAAUUCAAUUUCAGGUCAGUGAAAUAAAAGAGCUGCAGCCGGAACACUACUUUCCAGCACGGCGAAAUGGAAGACAAAGAGCAAUCGUCGUAUGAUUCCAGCGCCGUUGCUCUCGAGCAGAAGCACGCGGCGAUGCUGGAGCGUCUCGCCAACCGCCACCAGUCCCGCGCCACCGCAAAGCCUGAGCCCAACUCAUCCGGAUCCACACAAUCGUUCCUGUCUCAGUUCUCGCAAUCGAAGCUCUCAAUCGAAGCCCAAAUCUCCCGGAUCCGAACACAGCCGGACCCGCCUAAAAAAACCGACCUGGAGGCGAUCUCCCUCGAAAUCUCCGCCCUCGAGAAGCUGGUCGCGGAGAAUUCCUACUUGCUCCCGCCCUACGAAGUACGUAAUUCCCUCAGCGCCAUCACGUACCUCAGGCAAACCCUAGAUGAGGCAUCCGCGGCCGUCGCUCCGAAGAAGAAAUUCGCCUUCAAGAAUAAAUCAUCGAAGAAGAGUGCCGCCUCAGCGCCAGAUCAGAAGAAUGAAGUCGUUUCUGAAGUGAAGAGUAAUAAGAUCAAUGCUGGAUUGGGGGAGCUAGGGUUUAGGGAUUCGAGCGCUGCUCCCGGGUUCAGGAACAAGGAUAAAGAGGUAUUGGUGAAGGAAUUCAAGAGAGGCGAGCUGGAUGCUCGAAAUGGGGAGUUCACACUGUCGAAUUUGAGGGAUUGUGAGGUGAGAUUGAAGGGUUGUUUGAGGGCAGUGUUUGUGGAUAAUGUGGUGAAGUGCAAGGUUUAUGUUGGGGUGGUUAUGGGUUCGGUCUUGAUCGAGGGAGCAGAAGGGUGCGUGUUCGUGUUGGCCUCGCAUCAGAUUAGGAUUCAUAAUGCAAAGAAUUGUGACUUGUAUCUUCGGGUGAGGAGCAGACCUAUAAUCGAGGACAGUAACGGCGUUAGGUUUGCGCCUUAUUGCUUAAGUUACAGAGGAAUGGAGGAGGACUUGGCAGAGGCAAAUCUUGAUGAGGAAACUGGGAAUUGGGCGAAUGUGGAUGAUUUUCGAUGGUUGAGGGCACUACAAUCUCCUAAUUGGUCACUUUUGCCAGAAGAUGAGCGUGUAGGGAUGCUCAACAUUUCGAAUGCUGAUUGAACAGGUGAUUCUGCCGAUUUCAAAUCGUUUCCUACUAAACAUUUUGGUGGAUCAUUGUAUGGUUGCGAGUUUGAUGUUUUAGUCACUCCAAUUUUGUUCACAAAUCAUUAUUCAAUCCUGUGAACCUUCAGUUUCGUUAUCCCUCUUUCUAUAUGCAGAAGAAGGUUUCUGUGCUUCCCAA